UAUAUUUUUAUAAUAUUAGAGCAUAAAUUUUAUUAUAAGGUAAGAAUGUUUUUGAUGAUAAAAGUGGCAAUUUUAUAUAUUGUAUGCAGCAUUAAGUCAUUUAUUUCAAGAGAGCUUAUUGAAAUUCCAUAUAAAUUUUAUUAUCCUCAUGGUGAUGUGUAUUACUUUAGUACUACAUAUUUAGAUCUCCCAUAUCAUUAUAAACCAGUGGAUAACGAAUGGUGCAGAGAAAAAUGUACAAGUUUGGGAUUUACUUAUCAGAAAUCAAUUAUGAAUCAGAAGUUAACACCAAACAAGAUUCCAGUUGAAUUUUAUUUUAAUAAAAAUGGACUUUUCGAUGUUUUGUCAGAUUUAAUAUGCAGGGACAGAAAGUUUAGUCUAGAUAUGUAUAGAAAUACUUCUAUAAAUCGUUUAAAAAAUAAAGAUAUAAAGAAAUUUGUUAGGAAUAGCAGAAGAUUUCAAAAAAACAUAAAACCAGGUGUUGAAAAUAUCAUAUGGGAAUUGGAUAUAUUUGCUGCAGCUUAUUAUUUAGAUGUGUGUAUUUAUUUAUUUGAAGAAUAUAAAAACAUUUGGAUAUACUUCCGAAAAGGGUGGCCUCAAUAUAAAAAAGUUGAUAUGAAAAAUGAAAAAUGCAUUUAUUUAUACACAUGUGAAAAUUAUAUUGGUGUUGUUACUAAUGUUACUGGACCAUACUAGAUAAUUUUAUUAUGUACUAAUAAUUUCAUAAAUGAAAACAUUCAAUACUGAAAAAUAUUUAAGUUAAUAAAUGGAUUUAAAUUAUGCAAUAAUAAAUAAGUAAAACCCAGCGCAGUGGAGACAAGUAUAGAUGAUAUAUGACAGUGAUUAAAUUCACUAUCACAAAAAAUGCUUUGAUGAAAAUUUGUUAAUAGUGUUUUAAUUAAAAAAAAAAAAAAAUAUUGAAAUAUUCCAAAAGCUAUACGAACCCCUACUUUCCUUGUUUAAAUCACAAUUACAAGAUACAUAAAUUAUAAAUGUAAUACAUAAAUAAAUAAUUAUUUAAGUAAUUAAUUUUAGUAUGAAAUUCACAUUAA
Molecule: messenger RNA, 1052 nt
Organism: Daktulosphaira vitifoliae (grape phylloxera)
Lineage: Eukaryota; Metazoa; Arthropoda; Insecta; Hemiptera; Phylloxeridae
Exons: 4
Coding region: 46-696 (216 amino acids)
Source: RefSeq, a predicted model, not a curated record